AUGCACACCAAGGGCCCCGCCCCGCAGCACCACGACGGCUCCGGCCUGCGCAUCGGCAUCGUCCACGCCCGCUGGAACGAGACCAUCAUCGAGCCCCUGCUGGCCGGCGCCCGCGCCAAGCUCGCCGAGUGCGGCGUCCCGGACGCCAACGUCGUCGUCACCUCGGUCCCGGGGUCCUGGGAGCUGCCCAUCGCCGUCCAGCGCCUCUACUCCGCCUCCCAAGUCCAGUCCUCCUCCUUCUCGGGCGGCGCCCCCUCCCUCUCGGCAGGCGACCUCCUCGGCGGCUCGACGACGGACCUGACCUCCCUCCCGAAGGAAUCGUCCUCCGCGGCCGCGGCGGGAGGGCCCUUCGACGCCAUCAUCGCCAUCGGCGUGCUCAUCAAGGGCGAGACCAUGCACUUCGAGUACAUCUCCGACUCGGUCUCGCAGGGCCUCAUGCGCGUGCAGCUCGACACGGGCGUGCCGGUGAUCUUUGGCGUGCUGACCGUCCUGACCGACGAGCAGGCCAAGGCCCGCGCCGGCGUGGCGCCGGGCGGCCACAACCACGGCGAGGACUGGGGGCUCGCGGCCGUCGAGAUGGGCGUCAAGAGGAGGGAGUGGGCGGCGGGCAAGAUGGAGUGA
Molecule: messenger RNA, 621 nt
Organism: Thyridium curvatum
Lineage: Eukaryota; Fungi; Ascomycota; Sordariomycetes; Thyridiales; Thyridiaceae
Exons: 2
Coding region: 1-621 (206 amino acids)
Biological process (GO): riboflavin biosynthetic process
Cellular component (GO): intracellular anatomical structure; riboflavin synthase complex; mitochondrial intermembrane space
Molecular function (GO): 6,7-dimethyl-8-ribityllumazine synthase activity
Source: RefSeq, a predicted model, not a curated record